AAAUUCAUGGAGAAGAGUCUCCGAUGGGUUACUCUAGGUGGGCAAUACGAUUGGACGAACAAAGUCUAUCCGGACGAGGCGCCGCCAGCGUUUCCAACCGAUAUCAAAGACCUACUCGAGGGUAUUUUCCCAGAAAUGAAGGCUCAAGCGGCGAUUGUCAAUUUAUACAGCCCAGGCGACACCCUUAGCUUGCACAGAGACGUCAGCGAAGAGAGCGACAAUGGCCUUGUUAGCAUUAGCUUGGGUUGCGACUGCCUUUUCGUCGUUGGUUUGGGCCGAGACCCGUCCGAUUCCAUUGUGGUUCACCUUCGGUCCGGGGACGCUUUGCUCAUGUCAAGGGAAUCUCGGUUUGCCUGGCACGGAGUACCAAAGAUCUUACCAAGCUCGUGUCCCACAUAUCUCGCGUCGUGGCCUGCAGAAGAUAACCAAUACGAGGAAUGGCGAGACUGGAUGAUAAACAAGAGAAUCAACCUUAACGUUCGGCAAAUGUUUGAUUGAGUGGUUUAUUUCCACCGAUACGAAAAAAUCAUUAUCCCGACGAAUUGAACCCCGUCGAAGCAGCACUAGAGAUUUUAUAACCUAAUAGGCACUCUAUGGAUUUCCUGAAUUGGAAAGUACUGCCGAGAUUCCGAUCAGCAGGGUAAGUCGACGGUGAGGUCAUGCCCUAAGCAUAUCUUAUCGCUCAAUGCGGGCAAUGCGGGGAAGCGUCAGCGAAAGUUAAAACAGCCCCCCAUUACCAAUGUUUUCUUCAAAUUAUAAGCUUUUACUGCUAUACGCUAUAAGCUGCAUAUAAAUUCGCCAUGUCGACGUGGAAAGAAGUAGCUCAAGCAAAGCGCGCGUCGAUCAGAGCGGAAAUUCCGGAGAAAUGGCUCUUAGCAUCUAUCCCGUCUGUACAACAACAAAAAGAUGUAACGGGCAAAUACAUACAAAAAUUUCUAACAGAGAGAGAAAUUGAGAUUACGGAAACAGAUGCUGUCGGAAUUGUCGCAAAAACAACAACUGGGGCUUGGAAAGCAAGAGAAGUGACAGAAGCUUUCUGUCAUAGAGCUGCCCUUGCACAUCAACUAGUCAACUGUCUCCACGAAAUAUUCUUCGAAGCAGCAAUUGUAGACGCGCAAAAGCUCGACGACUACUACGCUAAGAACAAUGCCCCAAUUGGUCCGCUCCAUGGCCUUCCUAUCUCCCUUAAAGAUCAAUUCCAUGUUCGCGGCGUUGAAACAACUAUGGGAUAUGUGGGCUGGAUAAAUACUUUUGAGGGAGUAAAGGGGACUGGAAAGGAGCGCGUCUUCGAGUCUGAGAUGGUGCGGGAGCUCUGUAACCUUGGUGCUGUGCUAUACGUUAAGACCGCAGUUCCUCAUACAUUGAUGCAUGGAGAGACAGUGAACAACGUUAUUGGAUACUGCUGGAAUCCCAAGAAUCGCCGUCUUGUUUGCGGUGGUAGUUCGGGAGGAGAGGGCGCCCUUAUUGCCUGUCGAGGUGCCCCUAUCGGUCUCGGCACAGACAUCGGAGGCAGCAUUCGUGUGCCUUCGUCCUUUAACGGACUCUAUGGAAUUCGCCCCAGUGUAGGAAGGUUACCAUAUGAGGGCAUGGCGAACGCCAUGCAAGGUCAGAAUUCGAUCUUGUCAGUCGUAGGCCCCAUGGGUACGAGUGUCCGCGGGCUGAGACUGGUCAUGAAGGCUAUUCUGACACAGAAGCCAUGGCUACAUGACCCUGCCGUGCAUGAGAUCCCAUGGCGUAGCGAGCAAGAGGAGGCUGUGCUUAAGCUCAUCAAGUCUUCCGGCAAGGGCCGCCAGCUCGCUUUUGGCGUCUACCGCCACGAUGGUGUCGUGCGCCCUCUUCCACCUGUUCGACGUGCCCUUGGUAUUGUAGUCAAGACGAUCGAGAAGCUAGGCCACAAAGUCAUUGACUGGGUACCACCUCCUCAUUAUUAUGCAUCAGAGAUCGCCUUAAAAACCUGGAUCUUCGACGGCGGUCUCGACGUCCACCAAUCCAUGGGUCUCGCCAGCGAACCCCUCGACCCAGCAAUCAGCGCCAUCUACGGCGCAGAACCCGUGCGCGAGUUCCAGGCUUCCGAAAUCGCGAAGGUGAAUGUCCAGAUCCGAGAGUACCGUAAGCAGUACAGUGAUUACUGGAACUCGACUGCUGAGUUGACCGGUACGGGAGAGGUGGUUGAUGCGUUCAUCAUGCCCGUUACGCCAUUCCCCGCGGCGAUGCCGAUGGAUUACCCGCAUUAUGAUUACUGUACCCUCGUCAACCUCCUCGACUACCCCUCCAUCGCCAUCCCGGUCACAAUCUCUUCGAAAACUCUUGAUCCCGUAGAUGACAAAUUUGUGAGCCUAAGCGGCAACCCGUUGGACAAGAAGACAUUCGAUGUCUAUGACCCAGAGAUAUUCGAUGGUGCGUUCGUGGGCCUGCAAUUGGUAGGCCGCCGAUUGCAUGAGGAGAGGCUGCUCGCGCUCGCAGAAAUGCUUGGGGAUGGGAUUGAAGGGCCAAAAUGAGAUUAUGCUAGUACUGGUUGAGCGAUUAGGAACCCCUUUGGAGUUGAUCAUUGUAUUAGAACAUUCAGAAUUAUAGCAGCAUUAAAGGGCGCAUUUAGGUUAAAUAUAUUAGAAAU
Molecule: messenger RNA, 2614 nt
Organism: Pseudogymnoascus destructans
Lineage: Eukaryota; Fungi; Ascomycota; Leotiomycetes; Thelebolales; Thelebolaceae
Gene: AMD2
Product: Acetamidase
Exons: 4
Coding region: 801-2498 (565 amino acids)
Source: RefSeq, a predicted model, not a curated record